ACACUUGUUUGCAGUCGGCACUGCGCGCUCAAGUCUUCAGUUUGUAGUUCACUCUCGAUUUCUUUGGGAGAUAGGCCUAUUACACUAGAGAGUAGUGUGUUGUAGUUUUUUUAGUUAUCUGUAGUUCCGUGUGUCAACUUGUUGAUUUGCUGAAUCUCUCUUCUGUUCUCUUGAAGCCCCACGUGUGAGGAUAUCCGGAUUCUGAUAGUUUCUUAAACGUUCUCCAGAAUGGGGUUCGGCUCAGAGAUGGACGGGUGUGGACAAUUUGUGAAAUAUAGUAUGUUUGCUGCCAACUUUGUCAUAUUUGUGGGUGGCAUAACAGUGUUCGGAAUUGGCAUCUGGACUCUGAUGGACAAAUCGUUCAUCAAUGAGUUGCUGGGCACAAAUCUGUUCAUGGGUGCCGUCUACAUUCUCAUUGCGACAGGAGCCCUCGUGUCUCUAAUCGCGUUCUUCGGAUGUCUGGGCGCCAUCAAGGAGAUCAAGUGUAUGCUGCUAACUUACUUCAUCAUCAUCCUGAUAAUUUUUGUUGUGAUGCUGGUUGGCGGAAUACUGGGCUAUGUUUUCAAGGAGAAGGUCAGGUACACCAUGGAGCAAGAAAUGUACAGCUCCAUCAAAUUCUACAAUGAGAAGAGAAACAUUAGACGCGCAUGGGAUGAUACACAGGAAAAUUUGCAAUGCUGCGGCGUGACCAGCUAUGCGGACUGGAAAGGAAACAUUCCUGACAGUUGUUGCCGAGAAAUCGAGGGAAAGAAAAUUCCUUGCAAAAACUUUCAAACCCAACUGAAUAUCUACACUGACGGCUGUUUGAAUGUGACCGAAAUUUUUGUCAAGGAUCAUGCGUCUAUAUUGGGAGCAGCCGGUAUAUCUGUUUCAUGCCUUAUGCUAUUCGGACUGGCUUUCGCUUUCAUCUUAUUCAAGAUAAUAGAAUGAACUGCGAGAUUGUAUGGUUAUUGUUCCAUUGCUGCCGGGGUGGACUUCUAAUAUUAUUGAUUGUAUUUAUUGUUGUAUUUUAUAGUAUUUAUUGAUAGAAUUCUAUUGAUGACAUUAUUUUUUAAGAUAGUAUAGACCAAAAUUUGCUGGCGCUCUUGAGCUACACAUGGUUCCGUCCAAAAUUACCCUAAUUAACGACAUAUUUUAUCAAUUUCACUUAGCUAAAUAUCGACGACUCCGUACAAAUUUUACUACAAAUAUUAGUUUUAUAAUUCGAAUGUUAUAUUUUUCAUAGAGCCUGACCAGUUUGAGAUUUGUCUUACUUUGAAAAAAAUUGUAAAAAUGCUACAAACUAGUUACGAUAAUAUUAGAGCAUUAUUUAUUUGAAAAAAUAUGGAGUUUCUAGAAGUAAACUUAAAGUGAAUUGUACUGGCAGGUACUGUAUUCUCAUGUAAACAGAAUGUGUGUUUUCUGCCUAAUAUAAAAGCAUAAUAUUCUGCUAGAUUGAUUAAUUAUUCUGAUGGAUAGAAUAGACAGAAGAGGCUGUGGUUUAUAACUGCGCGAGGUCUACUGUUCACAGAACUACAAGUAUAGAAGACUCAAUCGUUUAAUGAAAUAUUCAAUUAGAUUUGCAGUUGCUAGCAUACCGUACGGUAUUUUAUGAAAUAAAUUGAGCAUGAUUUAUUCGUGAAUAAAAAAAAUCCUUGUACAUUUUAGGACAGUACCUACAUAUUUCAAGAUUGAACUUGAUGAAAGCCUUGAACUGCUUUGUGAAAUAAGAACUAUUCUUAGUUUGUGUAGGUAUAUUAUGUCGGAAUAUAUUUGUGUGUGUGUGUGAUUGAUUUUUGUAUAAUUAUUGACUUCAACGUUUCAUAUUAUAAAUGAUAAUAUUUCAAUAAUUUUAUUUAUGGACAUAAUAAUAAAUGUUUAUCUUGAAUCUUGUUAUGGGCUAAUAAAAAUAGACUUGCUUGUAAAUAUAUCUUAAGAAAUAGAAGAAGUUUUAAGCAAUAGCCUGUUUCUUUUCUUUUCUGACUAUUGUAUUGUUUGCUCUACUGUAUCCAAUGAAUAAAUAAAUAAAUUUUGGUCAUACCAAAAUAAAUUUUAUCAUUUGAUAAUUAUUUUUUCUUACCUUUGUACAUGUUUGUAUCAAACAUAUAAUUUAAAUAAUCAUUCUCUCCUGUAUUGAAACAUUAUUCUUCUCCCAUACUAUCAUAUAUUGUGAUCAUUGUUACAUAUUUAAUCACAGAAUUUAUUGUUUCGUUUUUGUAACCAUGUCACCUACCUUUCUGUGUGUUGUAAUUGAUAAGGUGAUAUUGUGGUAUAUUGAAUAAAAAAUUAUUAUAUUGAAUAAAAACGAUUUCAAUUUGGAAUUGCCGCAUCAACUUUGAAUUUAUUUUAGAUAUUUACAAAAUGUUUCAAUAAAUAAGAAGUUGUGACAAUUUUAAAUAGUUUUAAUCAAUAAAUUAAAAUAUAUGUAAUUUUUUACCAAAGUAAAUUUAUGUUUCAUCAUCA
Nilaparvata lugens (brown planthopper) is the source of this 2442-nucleotide messenger RNA. Its product is annotated as tetraspanin-9. Lineage: Eukaryota; Metazoa; Arthropoda; Insecta; Hemiptera; Delphacidae. Bases 229 to 930 code for a protein of 233 amino acids. The transcript is spliced from 7 exons. Gene Ontology annotation, cellular component: membrane. The record is from RefSeq and is a predicted model, not a curated record.